GGCAGAGCUUUCAGAGAACCAGAGAACAAAUACGAUUGUAUGGUUCAUCGGAGGAUUCAACACUGUAUCCGUCAAACACAAACAUGACUGAGGGGACGCACCUGCGGAGGCGAGGGGGGCCGUACAAGACGGAGGCAGCCACAGACCUGAGCCGCUGGAGGCUGUCUAACGUGGAGGGCAGGCAGACCUGGUGCUAUGUGGAGGAUCAGGACACCCCAGACCGAGAGCAGACAAUGCUGGAAGCCCAUUCUCUGGGCUUAGACACGAGUAUGUUUGUGUCUGGCUCUGAAGCUGCCCACACGGCUGUAGAUGCAGCUCUGAAAGGUAUGCACUUCUACAGGCACCUCCAGGCGGAGGACGGUCACUGGGCAGGGGACUACGGUGGACCUCUCUUCCUGCUCCCAGGUCUCCUGAUCACAUGCCACAUGGCUAAAAUCCCCCUGGCCGAAGCCUGGAAGAAAGAGAUGGUGAGGUACCUGCGCUCUGUGCAGCUGCCAGAUGGAGGCUGGGGUCUACAUAUUGAAGAUAAGUCGACCGUCUUUGGCACAGCGCUGAGCUACAUUUCAUUAAGGAUCCUGGGAUUAGAGCCUGAUGAUCCAGAUAUGGUUCGAGCCAGGAACAACCUGCACAGCAAAGGAGGCGCUGUGGGGAUUCCCUCAUGGGGUAAAUUCUGGUUGGCCAUCUUAAAUGUCUACAGUUGGGAGGGAAUGAACACACUGCUGCCAGAGAUGUGGCUGUUUCCCUCUUGGAUGCCAGCCCACCCCUCGACCCUUUGGUGUCACUGUCGCCAGGUUUACCUGCCCAUGAGCUACUGUUAUGCUGUCAGACUGGCUGCAGAGGAAGACUCCCUGAUCCUCAGCCUCAGACAGGAGCUGUAUGUCCAGGACUAUGCCACUAUUAACUGGCCCGCUCAGAGGAACAAUGUGGCAGCAUGUGACAUGUACACACCUCACAGCACAUUACUCACGGUUGCCUAUAUGGUGUUGAACGUGUAUGAAGCCCACCACAGCACCACACUGAGAGGAAAGGCUGUCAAAGAACUGUAUGAACACAUCCAGGCUGAUGACCGCUUCACUAAAUGCAUCAGCAUUGGACCGAUCUCCAAGACUAUCAACAUGCUGGUUCGCUGGUAUGUGGAUGGUCCCUCAUCUCCGGUCUUUCAGGAGCAUGUGUCCAGGAUCCCAGACUACCUCUGGUUGGGAUUAGAUGGCAUGAAAAUGCAGGGGACCAAUGGAUCUCAACUCUGGGAUACUUGUUUUGCUGUACAGGCUUUCCUUGAGGCAGGAGCCCAAGAUAACGCCAGACUAGCCGAGUGCCUCCGAGAUGCCCAUCAGUUUCUCACCAUCACACAGAUACCCGAGAAUCCUCCUGAGUACCAGAAGUACUACAGGCAGAUGAACAAGGGAGGCUUCCCCUUCAGUACCCGCGACUGUGGUUGGAUUGUGGCUGACUGCACAGCGGAGGGCCUGAAGUCAGUGAUGCUGCUGCAGGAGCUUUGUCCCUCAAUCGGCCAGCCUGUCCCCUCAGAGCGCUUGUAUGAUGCUGUCGAUGUGUUGCUGAGCAUGAGAAACUCUGACGGUGGAAUUGCCACAUAUGAAACUAAGAGAGGGGGGAAACUCCUGGAGCUGCUCAACCCGUCCGAGGUGUUUGGUGACAUCAUGAUAGAUUAUACCUACGUGGAGUGUACCUCAGCAGUAAUGCAGGCUCUGAAGCACUUCCAGAAGGAAUACCCUGAACACCGUGCUGAGGAGAUAAGUUCCACUCUAAGAGAAGGACUGGAGUACUGCAGGAAGGUGCAGAGGCCUGAUGGAUCCUGGGAAGGGUCCUGGGGAGUGUGCUUCACAUAUGGAAUAUGGUUUGGCCUUGAAGCCUUUGCUUGUAUGGGUCACGUCUACAAGGAUGGGGAUGUGUGCGUUGAGGUGCAGAGAGCCUGCCAGUUCCUGCUCGACCGGCAGAUGCCAGACGGAGGCUGGGGGGAGGACUUUGAGUCUUGCGAGCAGCGGCGCUACGUCCAGAGCAGCAGCGCUCAGAUCCACAACACCUGCUGGGCUUUGUUAGGCCUCAUGGCUGUCAGGCAUCCUGACAGGUGGGCCGUUGAGAGAGGAGUUCAGCUGCUGAUUGACAGCCAGCUGCCCAACGGAGACUGGCCACAGGAGAAUAUUGCAGGUGUGUUCAACAAGAGCUGUGCGAUCAGCUACACCUCCUACAGAAAUGUCUUCACAGUCUGGACCCUCGGUCGCUUCUCAACACUUUACCCCGGCAGUCCAUUGGCUGGGAAGGUCAAGCUGUGAAGACUUUUUUUAAAGGGGUCAUCAGACUAUGUGCUAGGAUGAGAAAACUUAAUGUCUUCAACAGAAGCAAAAUAAGACGUCAACAACACAAACUGUCCAAUGGGAGUAAUGAAUGAUGAAAUGCAGUCAACCAAUGAAUUGUGCACAAUUUCUAUGUGUAUGGAUUUUUGAAAACUUCAGCUGUUUUUUCAGAGUUGAAUCCUACAGAUAAAGACACGCAGGGCAUUCUUUGAAUUACUUUCUGUGUUGACAUUCCAGGAUGGCUCAUCCGUCAAAGCUAAUCCCUCAACACGUACUGUAAAAGAAUGCUGCUAUCUAAGAUGCCCAGUUCAUGCGCUCUGGUUUAUAGUGUGUUAAAACAUGUAUGUCCAUGUUGCCUUAUAUCCCUUCCCCUUCCCUACCAUUUGCAUUAAGGAUAAAUCAUUUUCCUAUGUUAUUAUCACCUCUGGAUGUAUCUCCAAUAAAUGUGCUUG
Anoplopoma fimbria (sablefish) is the source of this 2764-nucleotide messenger RNA. RefSeq names its product lanosterol synthase (2,3-oxidosqualene-lanosterol cyclase) (gene lss). The transcript is spliced from 22 exons. Gene Ontology annotation, cellular component: lipid droplet. The coding region runs from base 84 to 2291 and encodes 735 amino acids. Lineage: Eukaryota; Metazoa; Chordata; Actinopteri; Perciformes; Anoplopomatidae. Gene Ontology annotation, molecular function: lanosterol synthase activity. Gene Ontology annotation, biological process: cholesterol biosynthetic process; triterpenoid biosynthetic process. The record is from RefSeq and is a predicted model, not a curated record.